Porites evermanni is the source of this 13431-nucleotide messenger RNA. NCBI's taxonomy places the organism in Eukaryota, Metazoa, Cnidaria, Anthozoa, Scleractinia, Poritidae. The record is from the annotation of a GenBank genome assembly.
AUGAGUAAAACUGUCACCUUCGAGCGUGAAUGCACAAUAAAACCAGAAAGCCACAGUAGAAGGAACAACCUGAUCUUGUACAACAUUUCAGGAGAGGAAAAUGAAUCUACCGCUAUGACAGAAGAUACGCUUUACAUCUUCAUGGAAGAAAAAUUAAAGAUGGAAGAAGAAGAAGCCAGCGAUAUUUGUAUUGAGAGAGCACACCGCCUGGGUAAAAGAAAAGAUGACAACAAACCGCGCCCUAUUGUUGCCAAAAUUAACUUCCAUGAGGAUAAGGAACAUAUACUUUUCAUAGCCUAUAAAUUAGCAGGAACAGGCCUUGGAAUCUCGCAAGAUUUUCCACAAGAAACCAGAAGGUUAGUUAAAGUUUUGAAAGAUGCGAAGAAAGAGGGACGCGAGGCCAAAUUGGUUUAUGACAAACUUUACAUCGACGGCCAAAGAUACAGACCAAGUGCCAAAAAAUAAUUCCAAGACAGGACUGCCCUAAACAGGAAAAUACGUCUUAAAGUGCCUUGACUGGUAAAGAAAUCAGAUUUAACUCAAGUAAUGUUUUUAUGCCUGUGUUUUGUUGUUGAUGCAGUUGAUGCUAUUGUACAUGUAGUUGUUUGUUUACAUGUGGAUAUUUUUAUUUGUUUCCUAGUUAUUACGUUACUUUUCUAUGCGCGUGUGCAUGAUGAUGGAAAUUAGUCUUUAUCGUUUUUAUCAGAUGGUUUCACUUCUCGGAUAAUAAUUAGUCUUACCAUAUAUUUCAUAUUUUGCCAAUAAUUAUAAUACAUUAGUUUGUUUCCUGUGUUUCCUCUACAGCCCUCUGCUAAAUCACAGAAGGCAGCCGCAUUUUAAAUGAACCAUGCCUUUAAAUUAUUAUCACUGAAUGUAAAGAGCAUUAGCAAUUUCCGUAAAAGAAGAACAAUAUUUACAUGGUGCCAAAAGAGAAAUUCAUUAUGUGCUCAUAAAUAUCUAUGCUCCAAACAAGGACAGAGAUAUUAUUCAAUUUAUUAAAAACAUACUGAUCACGUUGCGAUCUGAAGACUUUGAUAGUGAAGAAAACAGUAUUUUUGGAGGUGAUUUCAACUGUCCUCUUAAUCCUAUUAUGGACAAACAAGGUGGUGUAAUGACACCUCGAGAAUUGGUGAUAUCAUGCAUUAAUGACUUUCAGAGCGAACUCGAUCUUGUUGAUAUAUAGAGAUUCAAACAUCCAAACACUAAGAGCUUUACCUGGAGUCAGCAAUUGCCAAAUAUAUUUUGCCGUCUUGAUUUCUGGUUAAUCUCAAAUAAUUUAUAUGAUUUGGUUUCGAACACUGAAAUAAUUCCAGCUAUUAAAACAGAUCACUCAGCUAUCUAUUUAGAAUUUGAAAAUAAUUAUAGAUAAGAACGUCAAAGGACUAGGCUUUUGGAAACUGAAUUGUUCAGUAUUAAAUGAUGAUGAUUAUGUGUAAGAGAUCACAAACAUGAUAGUGAUGUGGACUGCUGAGGGUGAGAGAGAGCUUUCUGAUCAUCGUAGUACUUAAGACUGGACAAAAUAUAAUGUAAGAGCCUACUCAACAAAUUAUUCUAAAAAGAAAGCCAAGGUACGUAAUGAGCAAGAAAAAGAACUCCAGAAAGAUCUUGACAAUGCCAAGGUUUCCUUUGAAACUAAUCCUACUGACUCAAAUGGCAGUCUUUUAAAUACAGCUAUUUAAAGAGAAAUUAAAAACGUUCUAUUAAGAAAAAGUCAAGGGUGUCAUUAUUCGAGUGCAGGCUCGAUGGCACGAACACAGUGAAACAGGAGGUAUUUCCUUAAUUUAGAAAAAAGAAACCAUGUUGAAAAACAUUUUCGCAAAUUUGCUAUAAGUGGAGUUGUAACAAAAGAGCCAUUUAGCUUUUACCGAAAUGAAUUUACUUUAUGAUGACAUUUUGAAGCUUAAUGAAAAACCAGUAAAUGCAAAACGUAUGUCUAUUUUGACCAGCACUUCCAUAGCUUGUUUCGAAGUGCUUUUACUAUUCCACUUACAAUGUAUAAGGCCAUUUGGCUCUACAUAUGGAUAUGCCCCUCUGUUUAUAAGCUCUCCUUAACCCCCAUUGAUGAUGUAGAUUGUAUAAGCCCAGGGCUUAUAAGUGGCAAUUUAUGGUAUUGGCUAGCUUUGGAGAUUUCAAGUUUGAAGUUUUCAAGUGUUACAGCUGUAUUUUUUGGCUGUGAGAGAAAACUCCUUUGCUUUUCAGCACAAUGUAUUUUUUCCUAUGUGCCACAUCCCAGUAGUUGUGUUUAUUUAAAAAAAAAAACAGACUACUGGUGAAAUGGUUUUCUAACUAGACCUACCGGUAGUCUUUUGGCAGUUUUUGUUAUGUACAUGUAGUGCACAGUUAAAUCUUUGAUGAAAAACAUCAAGUGUAAACUGUUAGUGGGUACUAAUUAAGCGUAAACCAAAGAAGUUGGACUGAGGAAAAUGUCCAAUAUAUAAAAAAAAAAGUCACCUCCCAAAAUCAAGAAAUAUUUUGGCUAAAAAAUAUCAUUUAACGUUAUAGUUUCCAAAAAAAGCAGGAAUUUAUUUCUUUUUUAUAUCACUGAAUGUUACUUCUCUCAUAACUGGUUGCAAACAUCGUAUUUUUACAAUUGCAUAAGAAGGUAGGGUCGGUGAGUUUCUGGUUGGCAGAGGCCUCUUUUCCUUGGUUUUCCUGGGUGGGACCUUUUCUUUCUGCCCACAAAGUACCCAGAAAAAGAGGCUUUACUACCAUGGAACUUACAGGGUGACAACUAUAACCAGGGGUACCUAGCCAAAUUGACUGAUCAGAUAACAGGAAAGUAAUAGCACUAUACAUUUCAAGCAAGCUACAUGUAGUUGUCAAUCACAAUUACCAGAAAACGAAAAUAAGCAACACAGAUUGAAAUAAACUAAUUAAAUGUACAUCCAAUCUUAUGGAUGUGACCUUUUGAAUCCACUGAUGAAAGCAUGUGUUUCCUCAGAGGUUAGAGUGACUAAAGGAGGCUAAAAACAUAGUGGUAGUUUUGACUUGAGGUUGCAUUUAGUUUUGCAAAGUACUGCAAAAUAUUGAUAUAACAAACCUGUUUACAAUGAAGUCCUCAGCACAUUGAACUAUUUUUUGACCCCAGUAAUAUAAAAAUGUAUGGAAAAGAACCUUGAUGUAAUAAAACCUCAUUAUAGGGAACAUACAUGUAUUUUGCCAGUCCCUUGGCCUUUCGUUAUAUCGAGGUUCCAUUGUAUGACAAUGUUAGCGAGUAAAUUGCUGGUACACAGUAGAUGACAAAAUAACACCUUGUAUCAAACAAAUAUGUCUCUUGGGUGUUAUAUGUACAAUAUGUAAAGUUUGGGAUAGAAAAAUUAUCUAUUAAGUGCUAAUGAUAUAUGAAAUAAAUCAUAUAUCAACUGCGGAAAUGAAAUGAAGAUGAAGAAAUGAUCGUCGUAGUGAAUGCAUAAAGGCGUUUGUUGUCAAUAUUCAAAUUUUUUGCUUCAAGUACAUGUAACUUAAUAUUUUUGCUUUGUCUAAGUGGCCACAGUUACGGCAAUUGCACACAAAGCCGAAAGGUAAAUUAGGUUUACAUGUAUUUUAUAUAUCCAACUAUUACUACCUUGUGUUAUUAUAAAAGAAGACUGCAUGUACUACCAUAAGCAUGAAACUGUCUCUGUAAAAGGUUGUGCUUGGCUCUUCAUGUACAUGUAUAAGUAUGAAGUCCAUUUUUGUGAAAAUUUGUUCCCCCAACAUGCAAACAUAGUUAAAAAUGGUGAUGAGUAGAAAAUUAAUUUGACUAGUGUAGUAAUUUCCUGCUACUGUACUUUAUUGCUUUCAAGUGAUAAUUAGAUUUGAUACAAUGUUUACUGAUGCAAAUCAAUUUCAAGUGCUCAUAAAUCAUGGCUCUGAACCUGUUGGCAUUUUAUCUGAUUUUUCCAUAUAUAUAUAGGGGUGGAGAGUCUGAAAAGGAGGGAGGUCAGGAUCAUUACAGAGUUGACAAAAGCACCAAACUUUGCACAGCAAUAGCUUAUUGCAGUGCCAUGAAUAUUAGAGGGGGUGCCCAAUGCAAAUAAUUAUGCCACUGAAGCGUGCUAAACAGGAUUUAAUUAUUGUAAAUGUCACCUGCUGCGGUCCCUGUGGUGUUUUGAUUGAAAAUUGUUAUUUAAUACCUUAAAUCACUCAGAAUACUCUUCUCAUGUUGUAAGCAACAAUUUCACUUGAACAUCUGGCAUUCCCAUCCAUUAUUAGCUUAUUGAUUGUAUAAUUAAGUUGAUUAUUACUGUGCCCUUAAAGCAAGUCCACAGUCUGCCAACAUUUUCACAAGUCAUUUCUAAGAUGGCCUCGUCUUUGCUUCAUAACUUGCAAGUACUCAGCUUCUGGGGUCUCUUCUCCUUUUCUAAUAUAAUGUAUUUCAAUUAGAGGAGGCCUUAUUGUGUGGCUAAAGCCUUAUUUAUCAAGUAUUACUUGUCAUUACAUGUCACUUUAAGCUAAAGAAAGCGUAUGGCAUAGCAAUUCACACACAAAAUUUUAGAAAAAAAGAACUUGCCAGAGAGUCUGUUGUAUCACAUAUUAUCAGGGAUUUAUGACAGUUGUUCAUGAAGAGCAUGUUUGACAGAGAAGAAAGCAUCGUGGCACAAGUCAUAUCAUUUACAAUUCCCGCAGUUUGUCUAGGCUGUACAAAGCAAAAACAUAUAAUCCAUAUAAUCUCUCAAAAAAAUUGGUCACAUUCACAUGAUAGGUGGGCUGACCCUUCAAGAUGUGUAGCCCGGUCUGCCACACCGGGUAACCCUCCCAGCCGAGGUCAAAUUUUGCCAUGUCAGGUGAGGUAACCCAGGCUAGUCGGGGUCGGAUUCGUGAGCAACAAGUGAGCGUAGACGUGGUUUGCCAGCAUUUUUCUUGUUUACGUGCUUAGCGACCAUUCAAUAAUCUUGAGAAAGUGCACCCCAGGAUGGCGGGGUUGUAAGAUUGCAUGUAAAGGAGGGUUAUUUUUUCACCCCACAUAAGCAGGUUGUUAACAGGCCCUAAGUCUCAAGAACCGUGAAACUGGUAUUAAACAGUAUACCUAACCUUGGACUAGCUGUGAUACUUCUUCCAUAUGUCUUUAAAAACGUCAGCAUAGCAGCCAAAGGAGUCAUUCAUCGGUGUAACACGAAUAUUAGAUUGCGGUUGUUUCAUGCCUCUCGUUUUGUGACUUUUUUUGUGUUCGUUUUUGUCACCAUCUCUAAAUUUCAAUCAUGUUCAAAACCCCCCUACUAAAAAAAUAUUUCGUAAAGCUCUUUAGAAUGAUAUUCAGCAAUAAAAACAAGGUGUGACCAGGAGCCGAUUUCUAGGCUCCUGGUGUGGCAACAUAGGCAUAAGUGAAUGCAAAGUUUUGCGGUAUGUAAUCUGUCAGAAAUCUGUUUGAGUGGUCAAAGUUGGGGCUGGUGGGCUUCUUUAUCAUGACCACUCCAUUAUUAUAAGGGAACAGGCCAUAAUUAUUGUUGACCCUUGCUUUUUUUGGUAUUUUCUGUAACUUUCCACAGCGUUAUUUUGUGGAAAGUUGGUAACUGAAUUGCUUUUGAGGAAUUCAUGAUCGUAAGAUUUCGUAAGGCCAUCCCAAUAAAAUGUUUCGUUUCCCAUCGCCCUCCCUCUCGUGAAGGUGGGUAGGUCGGUCGGGCAAAAGAAAAAAAAAUGAACACAUGAUUGCACAUUAAAUCUCACGUUUAGUCUGCAAGAUAUAAUCAGUUGGUAAUAGAUGUAUAUUAACAGGACUAUCAAAUGUCUAAAAAGGCUACAAAAACGAAAUAUCGAUGAUAAUUUAAGACAAUUGAUGUUAAUAAGACAAAAUCGUGUGCUUGUAAAUUAAAGUACUUGCUUCGUUACAAGUGAUUCUGGAAUUUUUUUUUUACUUUUCCAAAAAAAUGGGUCGGUCGGGCGAUGGGAAACGAAGCAUAAAAUUGGGAUGGCUAACCACGGGGUAUUUGCCUAAUUGCAGCAAACAAAUUACAUUCAUUUUCAUAAAUGAUGUAUCAUUGGUUGGCUAAAAGAGGCGUUGUUCCUGUAACUUUCAGCUCUUCUGAAGUUAGUUUGUUUGUAAAUUGUAAUGCACGCGACGUCCUUCCUUUUUUUGAAAGAUCGUAUAGACCUACCAUUAACACUCUGGAGCAACGGCUCUGAGGUGCAUGAGCUCCUUGCAGGUGUCUAGGUAUGCAGGGACCUCAUACACUUCUUUUUAAAUGCAAAUGUGUAAAAAAUGAAGAGUGUUAAAAAUUCCCUGAGAGGCAUGUUUUACAACCUCGUCCCCAGGGCUUUAUAAAAAGGUAGAAAAAGGUAAAGCGACCACAUUUUACGUCAAUAACUCGUGACAGUAAUAAUAACUGAUAAACUUGAAGUCGACGGUGCGCUCCUUUUAUCCCCCUCUCUCCAUUAGUGCUCUUUUUUAAGGGUAUUUAAAGCUAGUCAAAGCUACACAGAAAGGAGAGAAGUUGAAAUAAGGAUGUGUUGACACCGGGAAUCGAACUCGGGACCUCGCGCACCGAAGGCUGCGCACUAACCAACUGUGCCACCCUUGCUCCUCUUUUUCCCCCUGAGGACGAGGUUGACAUGUUUUAAGCAUUAUCUCAAGGACAGGGUUACCAUCCCGAGGAGGCACUCUAGUUACUCGCGCGUAUAUUAAGGAAAGUACUUACAGCUGAAAUAUACAGUCAUACAGUCAAUAUAGAAAAAAUCUCGAUUUACUUGAAGAGGGGCCGCGAGAAAUCUGUAGGUAAUGACGACGUUUCGAUUGUUUGCGCCCGCAAGUACGAAAUGGUUAGGAUGACGUAAAGCACAAAAAAUCCCAAAGGGACCGCUUACAAUAGGUAGAUUUUGUGACAAUAAUGGUGCAGUCAUACUUCGAUACUCUUUUGCGUUACGUGUUAUCAGUGACAUUCUGUGGAGCAGUUGUUAUGAAAGUUAUGGACCAAAAGACACUCGUUAAGCACAGAUGAAGUUAUAAGGUGCGUAUAACAGUGUAUAUUUUAAACACUCAGUGAGUUUUCCAGACACGAGUUCACAAAUCUUUGAUUGGAAACCUUGCCAGACACUCUUUCUUUGACCGGAAUAAGACUCGGCCCCAAACAAGCAAGAAGAGUGAAUGAUUCAACGGCUAGCUUAUCACUAGCAGAACGAUGGAUGAUUAAAGAAAUUCGCCGACCAUCAAAUUCUGUGCUGACUUAUUCCCUGCUCACAGAUGUCCUUCCGCUAUAAAGUUUCUAAAACUGUGAAAAGUUUGAACCCAGGAGUCAUUUCAAAAGGUUGAGUUUGAUCGUCCGGGUGAACGUAGUCCUGAAUAGGACUGUUGUUGUUGACAGUGACUGACGUUUCGACUUUACAGAGUUGACAAAAGCACCAAACUUUGCACAGCAAUAGCUUAUUGCAGUGCCAUGAAUAUUAGAGGGGGUGCCCAAUGCAAAUAAUUAUGCCACUGAAGCGUGCUAAACAGGAUUUAAUUAUUGUAAAUGUCACCUGCUGCGGUCCCUGUGGUGUUUUGAUUGAAAAUUGUUAUUUAAUACCUUAAAUCACUCAGAAUACUCUUCUCAUGUUGUAAGCAACAAUUUCACUUGAACAUCUGGCAUUCCCAUCCAUUAUUAGCUUAUUGAUUGUAUAAUUAAGUUGAUUAUUACUGUGCCCUUAAAGCAAGUCCACAGUCUGCCAACAUUUUCACAAGUCAUUUCUAAGAUGGCCUCGUCUUUGCUUCAUAACUUGCAAGUACUCAGCUUCUGGGGUCUCUUCUCCUUUUCUAAUAUAAUGUAUUUCAAUUAGAGGAGGCCUUAUUGUGUGGCUAAUGCCUUAUUUAUCAAGUAUUACUUGUCAUUACAUGUCACUUUAAGCUAAAGAAAGCGUAUGGCAUAGCAAUUCACACACAAAAUUUUAGAAAAAAAGAACUUGCCAGAGAGUCUGUUGUAUCACAUAUUAUCAGGGAUUUAUGACAGUUGUUCAUGAAGAGCAUGUUUGACAGAGAAGAAAGCAUCGUGGCACAAGUCAUAUCAUUUACAAUUCCCGCAGUUUGUCUAGGCUGUACAAAGCAAAAACAUAUAAUCCAUAUAAUCUCUCAAAAAAAUUGGUCACAUUCACAUGAUAGGUGGGCUGACCCUUCAAGAUGUGUAGCCCGGUCUGCCACACCGGGUAACCCUCCCAGCCGAGGUCAAAUUUUGCCAUGUCAGGUGAGGUAACCCAGGCUAGUCGGGGUCGGAUUCGUGAGCAACAAGUGAGCGUAGACGUGGUUUGCCAGCAUUUUUCUUGUUUACGUGCUUAGCGACCAUUCAAUAAUCUUGAGAAAGUGCACCCCAGGAUGGCGGGGUUGUAAGAUUGCAUGUAAAGGAGGGUUAUUUUUUCACCCCACAUAAGCAGGUUGUUAACAGGCCCUAAGUCUCAAGAACCGUGAAACUGGUAUUAAACAGUAUACCUAACCUUGGACUAGCUGUGAUACUUCUUCCAUAUGUCUUUAAAAACGUCAGCAUAGCAGCCAAAGGAGUCAUUCAUCGGUGUAACACGAAUAUUAGAUUGCGGUUGUUUCAUGCCUCUCGUUUUGUGACUUUUUUUGUGUUCGUUUUUGUCACCAUCUCUAAAUUUCAAUCAUGUUCAAAACCCCCCUACUAAAAAAAUAUUUCGUAAAGCUCUUUAGAAUGAUAUUCAGCAAUAAAAACAAGGUGUGACCAGGAGCCGAUUUCUAGGCUCCUGGUGUGGCAACAUAGGCAUAAGUGAAUGCAAAGUUUUGCGGUAUGUAAUCUGUCAGAAAUCUGUUUGAGUGGUCAAAGUUGGGGCUGGUGGGCUUCUUUAUCAUGACCACUCCAUUAUUAUAAGGGAACAGGCCAUAAUUAUUGUUGACCCUUGCUUUUUUUGGUAUUUUCUGUAACUUUCCACAGCGUUAUUUUGUGGAAAGUUGGUAACUGAAUUGCUUUUGAGGAAUUCAUGAUCGUAAGAUUUCGUAAGGCCAUCCCAAUAAAAUGUUUCGUUUCCCAUCGCCCUCCCUCUCGUGAAGGUGGGUAGGUCGGUCGGGCAAAAGAAAAAAAAAUGAACACAUGAUUGCACAUUAAAUCUCACGUUUAGUCUGCAAGAUAUAAUCAGUUGGUAAUAGAUGUAUAUUAACAGGACUAUCAAAUGUCUAAAAAGGCUACAAAAACGAAAUAUCGAUGAUAAUUUAAGACAAUUGAUGUUAAUAAGACAAAAUCGUGUGCUUGUAAAUUAAAGUACUUGCUUCGUUACAAGUGAUUCUGGAAUUUUUUUUUUACUUUUCCAAAAAAAUGGGUCGGUCGGGCGAUGGGAAACGAAGCAUAAAAUUGGGAUGGCUAACCACGGGGUAUUUGCCUAAUUGCAGCAAACAAAUUACAUUCAUUUUCAUAAAUGAUGUAUCAUUGGUUGGCUAAAAGAGGCGUUGUUCCUGUAACUUUCAGCUCUUCUGAAGUUAGUUUGUUUGUAAAUUGUAAUGCACGCGACGUCCUUCCUUUUUUUGAAAGAUCGUAUAGACCUACCAUUAACACUCUGGAGCAACGGCUCUGAGGUGCAUGAGCUCCUUGCAGGUGUCUAGGUAUGCAGGGACCUCAUACACUUCUUUUUAAAUGCAAAUGUGUAAAAAAUGAAGAGUGUUAAAAAUUCCCUGAGAGGCAUGUUUUACAACCUCGUCCCCAGGGCUUUAUAAAAAGGUAGAAAAAGGUAAAGCGACCACAUUUUACGUCAAUAACUCGUGACAGUAAUAAUAACUGAUAAACUUGAAGUCGACGGUGCGCUCCUUUUAUCCCCCUCUCUCCAUUAGUGCUCUUUUUUAAGGGUAUUUAAAGCUAGUCAAAGCUACACAGAAAGGAGAGAAGUUGAAAUAAGGAUGUGUUGACACCGGGAAUCGAACUCGGGACCUCGCGCACCGAAGGCUGCGCACUAACCAACUGUGCCACCCUUGCUCCUCUUUUUCCCCCUGAGGACGAGGUUGACAUGUUUUAAGCAUUAUCUCAAGGACAGGGUUACCAUCCCGAGGAGGCACUCUAGUUACUCGCGCGUAUAUUAAGGAAAGUACUUACAGCUGAAAUAUACAGUCAUACAGUCAAUAUAGAAAAAAUCUCGAUUUACUUGAAGAGGGGCCGCGAGAAAUCUGUAGGUAAUGACGACGUUUCGAUUGUUUGCGCCCGCAAGUACGAAAUGGUUAGGAUGACGUAAAGCACAAAAAAUCCCAAAGGGACCGCUUACAAUAGGUAGAUUUUGUGACAAUAAUGGUGCAGUCAUACUUCGAUACUCUUUUGCGUUACGUGUUAUCAGUGACAUUCUGUGGAGCAGUUGUUAUGAAAGUUAUGGACCAAAAGACACUCGUUAAGCACAGAUGAAGUUAUAAGGUGCGUAUAACAGUGUAUAUUUUAAACACUCAGUGAGUUUUCCAGACACGAGUUCACAAAUCUUUGAUUGGAAACCUUGCCAGACACUCUUUCUUUGACCGGAAUAAGACUCGGCCCCAAACAAGCAAGAAGAGUGAAUGAUUCAACGGCUAGCUUAUCACUAGCAGAACGAUGGAUGAUUAAAGAAAUUCGCCGACCAUCAAAUUCUGUGCUGACUUAUUCCCUGCUCACAGAUGUCCUUCCGCUAUAAAGUUUCUAAAACUGUGAAAAGUUUGAACCCAGGAGUCAUUUCAAAAGGUUGAGUUUGAUCGUCCGGGUGAACGUAGUCCUGAAUAGGACUGUUGUUGUUGACAGUGACUGACGUUUCGACAACCUGUGCGGUAGUCAUCUUCAGAGUCAAAGUGAGUUGUAUCACGUCAGUUGAUGGUAUUAUACUCUGGUUAUUGAUCUGAUUGGUCAAUUAUGUCGCGAUGUUAUUGGUCGUCUGUCAGUUAAGCCGUGAUGUUAUUGGCUAUGAAGACUCGUAAUCAGUGAUUGGUGCGUUUCGAUCCAUCUAUUGUCACAGUUAAACAGUCGUCUAUUGUUAGUCAAAUUGUCAGUUCUCCAGUUGUUCUCUCGUAGUUAGUUUUGCUUGAUCUCGUCAAUAAGUCGUUUGUACGGCGCUGGUAACUGUUGGCUACGAUUCGUAUUUGUAUCUAGCGUUGAGGCCGUUCUGUCUCGCCAACACGAGCUGUCAGAAUCUAGCAAGGAUAACAUCAGAAGUAGAGUGACCUCUACUCUACAAUCAGCCUCAUUACCGAACAGUAACUCGACUCCUGACGAACAGAAAGCACUUUAACGACUGAAAACAGACGAGAACAUAGUCAUACUACCCGCAGACAAGGGACGGGUGACUGUUGUUAUGGACAAGACAGACUACGACGACAAAAUGGACUCGCUUGUUAACGACAUCUGCUGUGUAAAUCGAACCGAAACUGUUCAUGGAACCUGGCGUUUAUUUCCUGUAUUUGUCUCACCUAUUGUAUUGAAUACGGGUGAAAAUCUUCAUUAUGAAUCGGUGGUAUAUUUCAAAGAGCCACACAACGGGCAAGAAUACUAUUGACCGACAAUAUACAGAACGGGGGCAGCUGUAGUGUCAACUAUUACUAGUGUUAUUGUAUGACAUCUUUGUAAGCUGGCUUUGUGAUCUGUUUAAAUUGAUAUGUAAAGAUAUUAUCACUGGCAAGUCUUAGCAGCGACACUGAUAGCCGCACAGUAAACAUGGCCACACUUACCGUGUAGAGACUGGGCACAAGUCAGUAUUAUGUACAUGUAAAACUAUUUUGAAUAGUGUAACAACAACUAAACAUUACCAAAUUAAAAACUUAAAAAUUUGAAACAAAUGUUUUUUAGCCAAAUCAAACAAGAAGAGUACUCACCACGGGGAACCCAAUCUGCUAAUAUAUGUGCAAGUUCACCCCACCUUUUAUCUGUAAUUAGGACUAUUUGUAACGGGCACCCCCUCCAGUAUUAAUCGGCAGGUGCUAGGGAAGCUCUGUGCCAAAUUUGACACCUUUGUCACGUCUGUAACGAUCCGGCCUAUAUUUUGCACUAAGAGACCUGACUUCUAAUUUCUUGAACGGAAAAUGUUACUCUUAAUUUUUUUUUUUUUUGGCAAGGAGGUAUUUUUAGUCUGCUCUCUCCAUAUCAAGGUCAUUUGACAGCUUGCAGUAUAUUUCCUGAGUGGUUAUCAUGAGUGCAAUAUAAUUGUCACGCAAUCUAAGGUUACUUGUUUUAACAACUGUCCACUGACCAGUUUAUAGCUUUUCAUUUGCUUGCAGGCUCAGAGUCUUUGAAUUUUUAUGGCAGUUGUAUUCAUUUCUUUUUCUUUCCGAUGUUGUUAAGGACAGUGUCAGACUUUUAAAAUGGUAAAUUGAGGUCAAGUUCAAUCAAGUUCCCGAAUAUCCACUGACACUUCAAACUUUUUACGUUUAAACGUGAUAUGGUGGGGUACAAACUUGCUGCCCCCCGCCACCACCAUACAACGGCUGUAAAAUUCGGCACAUUUAUGGAGCUAUAUUUUCUUGACUAAUUUUAAGGCGCUCUUUUCAGCCAUGUUGACGGAUUUUUGCUAACUGGUCCCAGUCACCGAGGAAGGGUCCAUUAUUGGGAGGAAACCAAGGCAGUUCCUUUGAUGAGAAUUACGUUUCUUAAGAAUUUGCGUUACAAAAGUUGAUGAAUAUUUGGCAUAAACCACUUUACAAUAACUUUUUUCUGCCUUAAACCUGUUGAAGCCCCAUUUACACAAGCGAGAUUUUCAUAAAAAAGGUUGUUAUUGCUGUUGUUUUAGGUAAACACUGGAUUAUGCUUCACAGUAAAUGCAAUCUCAGGCUACUCAGAUGUUAGGAAAGUGAUUUGCAAAUUUGAAAAAUACAGGCUGUAGCUUUACCAGUUUUAUUUGUUCCAUAGGCUAGAUGACAUUUCCAAUACGUAUACUCAACACUGUCGGUAGUGGUGAUUAUUUUAACCACUCAUUUUUAUCCAAUGCUUAUCAUUUUCAUCUGCAGGAACAGGCGAAUCAAAGUGAGCUGUAAUAAGAGAAGCAGCAGCAUGUCCAGUGAUGAGGUGCAACCACAUGUCUGCAAGUAUUGUGAUAAGUGCUUUAGCUCAUUAUCACUUUGUAAAGAACAUGAAGUUAUUCACGAAAGAAAACCUUACAAGUGUCAGUACUGUGAUAAGCGCUUUAACAGCUCCUCAAACUGUAAGACACAUGAAUAUAUACACACAGGAGUGAAACCUCAUAAGUGCAAGUAUUGUGAGAAGAGUUUUAGCUGGGCGUCAAAUUGCAAGCAACAUGAACGUACACAUACGGGAGUAAAACCUUAUAAGUGUAGGUAUUGUGACCGGUGCUUCACCCAGUCAUCAAGUUGCAGACGACACGAAAUUAGACACCAUGAGUGAAGCUUUAUCAGUGCAAGCAGAAAGCAACGUGAACUUACUCAACCAGGAUUAAGAACUAGUACUGACAGCACAAUGUGAUAAAUGCUUUAGGCAGUCAUCACAGUUGCAAGAACAUAAACUGAGGUAUACAUUAACACAGGAUUUAUUCGUCAUCAUACUGAGAUACGUGGUUUUAUGUUUUGUCAACUUACAAGCAUGGGCUUAU